Messenger RNA from Linum trigynum, 1939 nucleotides. NCBI's taxonomy places the organism in Eukaryota, Viridiplantae, Streptophyta, Magnoliopsida, Malpighiales, Linaceae. The record is from the annotation of a GenBank genome assembly.
CUAUAAAAAAUAUGUGAAGAAGAAGCUAAAAAAAUCAUAAACCAUGCUCUUUCAUAUCUAAACUUAUCGAAAAGUGUAUUAACUCGAUUGUUUGCUUUAUAAAAGAGAAAUUGAGGACCGUAUUGUAUAUUUUCUGGAGGCUGGUCCUUGUUGCAUAUCGUAAGGAAAUAUUGUGACCUAUUAACACAUUUGUCGGAGGAAAAGAAGGACACGCACGAAUUACGAAACCUUCACAAUUUUUUUUUUCCUCUCCAAAAAACUCGAGGCCUUUUCCUUCAAGGACUAGGAUUCCCAGCCCCCAGUGCAAAACCCUAGCCGUUUCUUUUCCGCCAUCUCUGACUCCAUUGAUAAACAAUCCGGAGAGAAUCUGAUUUCUUUCAUAUUCCUCAGCCAUCAGACUGUUAAUACUUGCCGGAAAGUCAAGGGUUGCUUUGCUUCUUUUCUCUGUUCUUUUAUCUAUUUUUGUUCUUUUAUAGGACGGCGAUGAAUCCUCCCAGCAAUUUGGUUGAAUUUGCAAAAGAGCUCAUGCCCGCCGGGAUGAAAUUCUGCCCGACCGAUCAAGAGCUGAUAGCCCACUACCUCCACCGCAAGAUCACCGGCGGGCUGACCAUGUUCCAGACGGAGAUUGUGAAGGAGUGCGAUUUGUACGGGGAGGAGGAGCCGUGGCAGAUAUGGGAUAGGUUCAAGGCCGAGACGGUGGUGGAUAUGGAGCAGAACCUCUACUUCUUCACUCGGCUCAAGUCCAAGAGUACGAACGGGAAGAGGAUUCUCCGGCGGGUGGGGAAGAACGAAGGGACCUGGCACGGCGAGGAUGCCGGCUCGAAGAUCAAUUGCUGGUCCGAGGCCGAGGGCAAGAAUGUUUACCUCACAGGGUUCAAGAAGCGUUUCAAUUACAGGAACCUCAAGUCGGACCAGAACGGGCAGUGGAUUAUGCACGAGUUCAGUUUGAGCAACACCGAGUAUGUGAUCUGCCGGCUGAAGAAUAACAGGGCUGUUCCCGUUCCCUCCACGCCCUUGCUUCCGCUUCCUCCUGCUCCUCUGCAGCUUGAAGAUGUUCCCGAGAGGUCCAAUUCGCUGGGUGUUAGGAAUUUAGAUGUAAAUAGCUCUGUAGAAACUAAUCAGCUGCCCAAAGAUGAUGGGCGGAAGGAACAGAUUCUUGCGGAAAAGAGUGACCAAGCGACGGGGAGGGAUGGAAGUCAGCAGGCGAAGGAGAGUGAUCGAGAGGUGGAUGUUCAGAAGCAGGAGAAAGCUGCUGCUGCUGGUUCUGUGGCAAAAACCGGUAUGGAGAAUGGACAGGGUUAUGAAAAUCCAAAGAGAAUUGAUGGAGAAACGGAUGAGCAGAAGAAGGGAAAGGCUGCUCCUGCUCAGGCAAAGAAUGAUGGGGAAAAGAGUCCCCAAUGCAAGGGUGGUGAUGACUUUGAUAAGGCCAAGAAGAGUGACCACAGAGAACUAAAUGAGCAGAAGAAUAAGGAGAAAGCUGCUUCUGUUGAAGGGAAUGAGCGGAGUGAUGGUGGGAAGAAAGAGCAGAAGAAGAAGAAGAGGGUGGGUGGUAGACUGUUAAAGAAAGUGGACCAAGUAUCCGAGGCCUCGCCCAAGGCAGGGAAGCGACCAAGAGUAGAGGAAGAAGGUCCAGGGGAAGAUGAAGCCACUUGUUCUAGCAAAGAUAAGAAGGCACGAGGCCAGAUGGACUUGCUAAUGGAGGUUCUGGGGAUAGAAUUUUGAUUCUGGUCUUGGUUCCUUUUCUCCUUCAGCUGUACAAAUAGGUCUUAUCUCUUUGUUCAUUUCCCAGGAUUCAGAUUUGGUUUCUGUUUUCUUUUGCUCCAUUUGGUCAUUUCGUAGUGUCUAAAAUGCCUGCUCCUUUGCAAGUGCUAUGUUCGAGGGGUUGAAGCGAAAAUUUACUUGGUUCUUGGGUGAAAUGAGAUAAAUGUUUGAUUAUGGC